Molecule: messenger RNA, 1692 nt
Organism: Vitis riparia (riverbank grape)
Lineage: Eukaryota; Viridiplantae; Streptophyta; Magnoliopsida; Vitales; Vitaceae
Product: aspartyl protease family protein At5g10770-like
Exons: 2
Coding region: 39-1460 (473 amino acids)
Biological process (GO): proteolysis
Molecular function (GO): aspartic-type endopeptidase activity
Source: RefSeq, a predicted model, not a curated record
CUGAGGCUAACACAUUCAGCAAUAACAACUGAAAGUUUAUGUGUGUUAGAUUCAUGGCCAUUCUUUGUCCUUCCACUGCCAUCUACCAUCUUCUCUUCUCUUCUCUUCUUCUGUUUUUCUCAUGUUAUGUGAGCGGUAUACCCGUCUACGGAGCAGAAGAGGGCAAAGACGGAUUUCAUUCCACUCCUGUAAGUUCACUGCUGCCAAAGAACAAAUGCUCGGCAUCUGCCAGAGGAGGAUCUCAAGGGCUUCCAAUAACACAAAAAUAUGGGCCAUGCUCUGGAUCAGGCCACUCCCAACCUCCCAGUCCUCAGGAAAUCUUUGGCCGAGAUGAAUCCAGAGUUAGCUUCAUCAACUCCAAAUGCAACCAAUACACUUCAGGGAAUUUGAAAAAUCAUGCCCACAAUAAUAACCUGUUUGAUGAAGAUGGCAAUUUUCUUGUUGACGUAGCUUUUGGCACACCCCUACAGAAAUUUAAGCUAAUAUUGGACACCGGCAGCAGCAUAACUUGGACACAGUGCAAAGCCUGUGUGAACUGCUUACAAGACUCCCACCGAUAUUUCAACUGGUCGGCAUCCUCCACUUAUUCCUUUGGUUCUUGCAUUCCAGGUACUGUUGAGAACAACUAUAACAUGACAUAUGGCGAUGACUCUACCUCUGUGGGAAACUAUGGAUGCGAUACCAUGACAUUGGAGCCUUCUGAUGUGUUCCAAAAGUUUCAAUUCGGUUGUGGAAGAAAUAAUAAGGGUGAUUUUGGCAGUGGAGUUGAUGGGAUGCUGGGGCUUGGACAAGGGCAGCUUUCUACCGUAUCUCAAACAGCUUCAAAAUUUAACAAAGUUUUCAGUUACUGUCUCCCUGAGGAAGAUUCCAUUGGAUCGCUGCUAUUUGGAGAGAAAGCCACUUCCCAAUCCUCCUCCUUAAAGUUCACAUCGCUUGUAAAUGGUCCUGGAACCUCAGGGUUAGAGGAGUCAGGGUACUAUUUCGUCAAGCUCUUGGAUAUAAGUGUUGGUAACAAGCGACUUAAUAUUCCCAGCUCCGUGUUUGCAUCACCUGGAACUAUAAUAGACUCGGGAACUGUCAUCACUCGCCUGCCUCAACGAGCCUAUUCAGCACUCAAAGCUGCAUUCGAGAAAGCAAUGGCGAAAUAUCCUCUUUCCAAUGGGAGGCGGAAGAAAGGUGACAUAUUGGACACAUGCUACAAUUUAAGUGGAACGAAAGAUGUGUUACUACCGGAGAUAGUGCUACAUUUUGGGGAAGGAGCCGACGUACGUUUGAAUGGAACGAGAGUUAUUUGGGGGAAUGAUGCAUCUCGUCUUUGCUUGGCUUUUGCUGGGAACUCCAAAUCAACCAUGGACUCCGAAUUAACCAUUAUUGGAAAUAGACAACAAGUGUCUCUAACAGUUCUAUAUGACAUACAAGGAGGAAGGAUAGGGUUUGGGGGCAAUGGUUGCUCCAAGUGAGACCUAAUGCAUCCUUAUCGUUUUGUCUGGUAAUUAGGAGUGCAGAUAGAGGAUGUCCAUUAGAUGCAUAAGGAGUGGGAUAGCCCAUUUCAUGUUUAAUUUGUUUGGUUUGCUCUUGUAAUAAAAUUUUGAGUGGAAAACAUAUUCCAUUCAAAUGUUUGUGGCUUGCAUAAUGUAAGGUUUGGAAUGAAUAGAACGCAGUAGUUUUAUGUUGCUGAAAAUUUAUUGGUUU